This is a messenger RNA of Populus trichocarpa (black cottonwood), 1380 nucleotides long. RefSeq names its product protein SENSITIVITY TO RED LIGHT REDUCED 1-like. NCBI's taxonomy places the organism in Eukaryota, Viridiplantae, Streptophyta, Magnoliopsida, Malpighiales, Salicaceae. The record is from RefSeq and is a predicted model, not a curated record. Gene Ontology annotation, biological process: microtubule-based process. Gene Ontology annotation, cellular component: nucleus; cytoplasm. The transcript is spliced from 2 exons. Bases 477 to 1310 code for a protein of 277 amino acids.
ACCACUGUUGUUCAAGUGUAUAUUUGUUCCGUACAAAAACAACGUAAGAAGUAGUGACCAUAAAAAGGAACCAGCACACCUGGAACAGGUUGGUUACUCUCGAUACCAAUCCAAGAGAGGCAGCCGCCGCAGAGACCCCCACAAUCGCCGCCGCAGCCACCGGUGUAUUGCAACCUUGCCCCUGCCUGAAAAUGAAAGAUUGUUUAGCGUGUUUCUCAUGCUGAUCUAAGGUGUGGAGAUAAUUGAUUCACUUUGAUGGAGUUUUUUAUUAGUGGAGGAGUAAGAUAUUUGGCUACCUGAAUCACUCUUUACUUCGACAAAGGAUUUUGGCUAGUGUGAAUGGGAAGUAUUUGACUGCUUCCCAUAAUUCACAUGCUUGCUCUGUAAAUCAACUUAUCAUUUUGCCUCGGGUUCAGACUUACCUAAAGUGAGGCAGUGUUUGUUUGCAAAGGAGAAGAGAGAGUUACUGUUCUGUAAUGACAGCUUCUGCAAAACUCCUUGCUCUUGACAAGCCCUCCCAAAAUGAAAACUGGACAGUUGUAAUGCCUCGUCGAGGCAAAAAGAGAAUACAUUCCCUAAGACAUAAUACUCCAGAAGCAGAACAGCAGCCAUGGGUUCCUACUGAGCUUGAAUCCGAUCCAGAAAGAGAAGCAAAGUUAAUUCAAAAGAUGGAAUUUUGUAUCAAGAAAGUUGAGAGCUCUCGAUUCUAUCAGAACUUUUUGGAGCAAGUAGAAAAUCCUGAAAUCCUGGAUUCUUUUCACAGGGUGCUGGGCUUUGAACUGAAGAUGCCGAUGGUGAUAUAUGGAAUUGGCAGCAUUGAAUCAUAUGAAACCCCUCGAUUCCAGCUUAGUCUUGCUAUCUUGAUGAAAAGGAAGUUUUGUUGGAUUGGGGACAUAGAGGUUUUUGACCCAAUUCUUUCUGCAACAGAGUCUCGGGUUCUGGAAUCCCUUGGUUGUUCUGUCCUGUCUGUAAAUGAGCAAGGUCGUAGACGUGCUACGAAGCCAAUGCUUUUUUACAUGCCACAUUGUGAGGCAGGGCUAUAUAACAAUCUCUUACAGGCAAACUGGGAAUUGGAACUGCUUAAUCAUAUUGUAUUAUUUGGAAAUAGCUUUGAGAUGUAUGAGUUCUUUUCCGAGAUCAAGAACUCCAUUGUUGUGGAGUCAACAAUGCAUGUUUUGGCUGCUCGAAAAUUUGCAAAUGAGUAUGUAAUCAAGACAGCUUCAGACGAUUAUUUUGCUGCUUUUCAUGAUUCAAGCUGGCAUUUUUUCAGCCCUGCUCUUGAUACAGAGCUGCUGCUGGUUAAAAAUUAAUUCGUGUGCAUGUAAUGUGCCUCAGACACUGCAUAUAAAUUGAAACUUAAGAUUUUUCUCGAUAGUUCAA